AUGGCCUGUUUCUUCCAGAUCAUUUCAGAUCUCGAGUCCUGGAAUGAUGAGCUGUCUCAACAAAUGAAUGACUUUGACACUGAGGAUUUGACCCUUGCUGAACAGAGGUUGCAGCACCAUGCAGAUAAAGCUCUAACCAUGAACAACUUAACUUUUGAUGUCAUCCAUCAGGGACAAGAGUUACUCCAGUAUGUAAAUGAAGUACAGGCCUCAGGUGUUGAGUUAACCUGUGAUAGAGAUGUUGAUAUGGCAACCCGUGUUCAGGACCUGCUUGAAUUUCUUCACGAGAAGCAACAGGAAUUGGACCUCACUGCAGAGCAGCACCGCCGGCAAUUGGAACAAUGUGUGCAACUGAGGCAUCUACAGGCUGAGGUCAAACAGGUGCUGGGUUGGAUUCGGAACGGAGAAUCUAUGCUAAACGCAGGUCUCAUCACUGCUAGCUCACUUCAGGAAGCUGAACAACUACAGCGUGAGCAUGAGCAAUUCCAACAUGCUAUCGAGGUAAAACAGUUUCUAGCGAUAAUGUCCAGUUUCUGCACUGAAGAGCUUAAAU
Molecule: messenger RNA, 553 nt
Organism: Rhincodon typus (whale shark)
Lineage: Eukaryota; Metazoa; Chordata; Chondrichthyes; Orectolobiformes; Rhincodontidae
Product: triple functional domain protein-like
Exons: 3
Biological process (GO): axon guidance
Cellular component (GO): cytoplasm
Molecular function (GO): guanyl-nucleotide exchange factor activity
Source: RefSeq, a predicted model, not a curated record